Choloepus didactylus (southern two-toed sloth) is the source of this 1564-nucleotide messenger RNA. RefSeq names its product leucine rich repeat containing 23 (gene LRRC23). The transcript has 7 exons. The record is from RefSeq and is a predicted model, not a curated record. Gene Ontology annotation, molecular function: protein binding. The coding region runs from base 263 to 1189 and encodes 308 amino acids. Gene Ontology annotation, cellular component: cytoplasm. Lineage: Eukaryota; Metazoa; Chordata; Mammalia; Pilosa; Megalonychidae.
CCUUCAGCGGGGAAGAUGUCAGAUGAAGACGAUCUGGAAGACUUUGAGCCAGACCAGGAUGAUCUUGAAAAAGAGGAUGAUGAGAAGGAGACAGAGGAGGGGGAGGAGGACAGGAAAGAGAGGGAAGAGUUCUCUGAGGAAGUGAGAGCUUGGAAAGGGAGGGUUCCUAGAACUAAGGGAGAGAGAGGGCUGGAAAGGGAUGCCUGAUUCCACUUUCUCCUGCAGUGGUUACCCAACCCCCUCACAGAGGACAUGAUGAAGGAUGGGCUUUCUUUGCUUUGUAAGACAGGCAGUGGACUGGCUCACGCCUAUGUCAAGUUGGAGGUCAGAGAGAGACACCAGGUCCCUGCCACUGUUAAGAACCCAUCUGCCUGGACGGAGGGAUCUGACAGACAUCUACUUGCUGCGCUCCUACAUCCACCUGCGCUAUGUGGAUAUUUCUGAGAACCACCUGACAGACUUGUCCCCACUCAAUUACCUCACCCACCUGCUCUGGCUCAAGGCUGAGGGCAAUCGGCUGCGGAGUGCCCGGCUGGAUGAACUGCCCUACCUGCAGAUUGCCAGUUUUGCCUAUAACCAGAUCAUUGACACUGAGGGCAUCUCUCAUCCUCGUCUGAGCAGCCUGGAUCUCAAAGGGAACCACAUCCGCAUAGUGACAGGUCUGGACCCUCAAAAGCUGAACAACCUGCACACUCUGGAGCUUCGGGGGAACCAGCUGGAAAGCACCCUGGGAAUCAACCUCCCUAAGCUGAAGAACCUUUUCCUGGCCCAGAACAUGCUGAAGAAAGUGGAAGGCUUGGAGAACCUAAGUAAUCUUACCACCUUGCAUCUUCGAGACAACCACAUUGAAACUCUGAGUGGCUUCUCAGGGGAAAUGAAAUCGCUGCAGUACCUUAACCUGAGGGGAAACAUGGUGACCAGCCUGGGGGAGCUGGCCAAGCUGCGGGAUCUCCCCAAGCUGCGGGCACUGGUGCUGCUGGACAACCCAUGCACAGAUGAGAAUGACUACCGCCAGGAAGCCCUGGUGCAGAAUGCACACCUCGAACGGCUAGACAAGGACUUCUACGAGGAGGAGGAACGAGCUGAGGCUGAAGAGAUCCGUAAUAGGCUGAAGGAAGAGCAGGAGCAGGAGCCUGAGCCCGAGCCCGAGCCCAGGCACUACCAAGACCUGGACCAGACAUUGGCUUAGAGGCAGCUCUUCUAGCCUUUGAGGAUAGAGAUCAAAGACACAGGCCCCAAGACCUGGCACGACCCCUAGUGGGGGCCACCACCCUCACAACCUUCUUCAGGGACAGAGGACACCUUCUUUUGUCCCCGAGCUGGGAAUUCACCACAGCCUGUGGCCCAGGCUCUGUGACAGGCACCUGACAGUUGGGCAGCCUGUGGGGAGCCCCAGGCCUGAGCUCUGCUUGGAGCCUCCGGCCAGGGCCGCCCUGGGGCAGUCUGGUCGGGAGCCAGGCUCAGAUGGGCCAAGGGAAUGCUUGUAGGGUUGGCUGGGGAGAAGAGCAGCGAGGUCCGGGGAGUUCCGACCAGUUCGAUUUUCAAAUAAAGAGAUAUUUUGAUA